Molecule: messenger RNA, 849 nt
Organism: Mesocricetus auratus (golden hamster)
Lineage: Eukaryota; Metazoa; Chordata; Mammalia; Rodentia; Cricetidae
Gene: Pth2
Product: parathyroid hormone 2
Exons: 3
Coding region: 529-831 (100 amino acids)
Biological process (GO): neuropeptide signaling pathway
Cellular component (GO): extracellular region
Source: RefSeq, a predicted model, not a curated record
UGACAUCACCUGUGUGCACACGGCUGCGUCUUCCCCGCCUGCUGGCCGUCUCUGCUGGCCUUCCCACACCCUCCUCUCGGUGGCCUCUCCGUCUGCAGAGUCCUCGGCCUGCCUGUCUUCCCGUUAUUGCCUCCCUAGGGCACCCUGCCUUGCCCUGUCUUGACGUUAUUACUCCCCCUCUCUCCCCUCUUGGGUUCCUCCGCUCUCUUUCUGCCUGUGUCCCCGACUUGUGUUCCGAUGGUCCCCCUGUGCAGUCUCUAUUUUUAUCCCUCUGACACACCCCUGUGUCCACCUCUCUGCUGUCCUCCCCACUCCUCUUCUUCGGCACCAGCUCCGGGUCCCAAUUAGUUGGUGGCGGCCGCAGCAGUAGAGGCCCCACCAUGCUUCUCAUUACCGCUGGCGGCUCCUAAUGAGCGUGGGGUGGAGUGACCCCGCGCCCCCAGCCCGGCCUGCGUCACUGCCAAGGCGGGGGUUGUGCGGGUAUAUAAGGGGGGUGUGAGCACCGCUCCCCGAGCCCGCUGCACGGUCAUGGAGACCUGCCAGGUGUCCAGGAGCCCCCGGGAGCGGCUGCUGCUGCUUUUGCUGCUGCUCCUGCUUGUGCCCUGGGGCACCGGCCCUGCCUCAGGUGUUGCCCUGCCCCUCGCUGGUGUGUUCAGCCUCCGCGCUCCCGGCCGGGCCUGGGCGGGCUUGGGUGCUUCCCCGGCUCGACGCAGCCUGGCGCUAGCGGACGACGCAGCCUUUCGGGAGCGCGCGCGCCUGCUGGCCGCCCUGGAGCGCCGCCGCUGGCUAGACUCGUACAUGCAGAAGCUGUUGCUACUGGACGCGCCCUGAGCCCAAUAAAGAGCCUGC